AUGGGGAGAGAAGUGGUGGCGGAGCUGGAGGGGACACUUCUCAGAAGCCCCGAUGUUUUCCCGUACUUCAUGCUGGUGGCCUUUGAGGCUUCUGGGCUGAUCAGAUUCGCGCUCCUGCUGCUUCUGUGGCCAGUGGUCCGUCUGCUCGGCGCCGCCGGCCGUGGGGACCUCGCGCUGCGCGUCAUGGUCUUCGUCGCCGUGGCCGGCGUUCGGGAGGCGGAGAUAGAGGCGGUGGCGAGGGCCGUCCUGCCCAAGUUCUUCCUGGACGACGUGGACAUGACGGCGUGGGGAGUUUUCAGCACCUCCUCGGAGGAGAGACGGGUGGUCGUGACGGCGCUGCCGCGGGUGAUGGUGGAGAUGUUCGCCAAGGAUCACCUCCGCGCCGACGAGGUGGUUGGGGCCGAGUUGCAUGUCCACCGCGUGGGGAUCGCCACCGGGUUCCUCAAGAACGGAACCGACUCUCUCUCCCCUUCUCUCUCUAAGAAAGGCGAGAGACCCAGACUAGGGAUUGGCCGACCGUCCUCGUCUUCCUCCUUCCUGUCGCUCUGCGAGGAGCAGCUUCAUCCUCCGUUUCUCGCGCAGGAGAAGACCCUGCCGGAGCCCCGUCCGCUGCCGGUCAUCUUCCACGACGGGCGCCUAGUGCCUCGCCCCACGCCGGCCAUGGCUCUGCUCAUCAUCCUGUGGAUACCCAUCGGCGUCCUCGUGGCCUUCGUGCGCAUCCUGGUCGGCAUCGUCGUGCCGCUCAGGCUCACCCCGUAUCUGGUCCGCCCCUUCGGUGGCGAGCUCAUCGUGCGGGGCCGCCCGCCGCAGCCCCCGACCAGCGGCACCGGCGGCGUGCUCUUCGUCUGCACCCACCGCACCCUCAUGGACCCCGUCGUCCUCUCCAUGGUCCUCGGCCGCAACGUCCCCGCCGUCACCUACUCCAUCUCCAGGCUCUCGGAGAUCCUCUCCCCGAUAAGAACAGUGCGUCUGUCGAGGGACCGGCAGGUGGACGGUGACCGUAUAAAGGCGGAGCUCGCCAUGGGAGAUCUUGUGGUCUGCCCGGAGGGCACCACGUGCCGCGAGCCUUUCUUGCUGCGAUUCUCCGGGCUGUUCGCGGAACUGACGGACAGGAUAGUGCCGGUGGCCAUGAACUACCGAGUAGGGUUCUUCCAUGCGACGACGGCGAGGGGGUGGAAGGCGAUGGACCCCAUCUUCUUCUUCAUGAACCCUCGUCCUGCUUACGAGGUCACCUUCCUGAACCAGCUGCCCGCGGAGGCCACCUGCUCCGCCGGGAAGAACCCCCACGACGUCGCCAACUACGUGCAGAGGAUCCUCGCCUCCACGCUCGGCUUCGAGUGCACCAAUUUCACCAGAAAGGACAAGUACAGGGUGCUCGCCGGCAACGACGGCAUGGUCUCCUCCCUGGUCGCCUCCGCAACGAUCGAGGACCGCUUCAGGAGGCUCCUCGGCUUCUUCUUCCUUCAUUGA
Molecule: messenger RNA, 1470 nt
Organism: Spirodela intermedia
Lineage: Eukaryota; Viridiplantae; Streptophyta; Magnoliopsida; Alismatales; Araceae
Source: the annotation of a GenBank genome assembly